AUGUCUCGAAAUAUGGAUCAGAAGCUGUUAGGGCGUUACACGCGCGACUCUGAGUUCGCCGGCGGAUACGAAAUCGUGGUGCCGAGGAAAGUCAGGUCGGAUGGAAAGUUCGUGUCGCAUCAAAUACCUCAUCACUUCAAACGUUCCUUCUACGCGGCUCGAACGAGGACAGAUACGAUUCCCGACGACGCUGUUCACUACCGUUUGCAAAUCGACGACGAGGAACACCACCUCGAGCUUCGACCGAAUCAUCGUCUCGUCGCUCCAGGUGCUGUUAUCGAAGAGCACACGGAGCCAAAGAGUCCCACGACCGAGUACAACAACGAUUUCUUGGAUAAUUCAAAAUUGCAACGAAUGCGUGACUCCCAGUGCCAUUAUCAGGGACGCGUUCACGGCCAAUCGGAGAACAGUGCCCUGUCCACGUGCUAUGGUCUCGCCGGAUACAUUAGAACGAAACGAUCGUGGUAUACGAUCGAGCCGGUGGCGGGUCACGACUUCACCAAAGAAGCGGAGUACCCGCAUGUCGUUUACAAAAAGAGGCCGGACGAAUCCGGGACGAACGUUGGGAUUCUUUGUAACGUCACCGGCAGUGCAACCAAAACCAUUGCCAAGCGUGCUUUCAGCACCCAGAAAAGGCACCCACCUAACAACCAAGACAGAUCCUACACACUGGAGCUGCUGCUGGUACUAGACAAGCCCUUUCUCGAUUAUCACCAGGACUUUGACGUCGAGAAUUACGUAUUGACGCUGCUCAAUAUGGCUGCAGGAUUGCUGCACGACGAUAGCUUAGGAGUGCUGAUGGAAUUGAGCAUCGUUAGGAUCAUUAGAAUGCACGUUCAAGACGACGAGGUAUCACGAAUGGAACUAGCGGUAAACAAAGACGCGGAUAAAACGCUGAAAUAUUUUCAAACGUGGCAAGAAAUCAUCAAUCCAGGUGACGAUUCUCAUCCUAACCACCACGAUUGCGCGGUUCUCCUUGCAAAGACUAACAUCUGCGAAUCAACGAGCCUGUGCGGCUUCACCGGUACUUCGACGAUCGAUGGAACUUGCGAUCCACGAAAAGCCGCUGCGAUCGUGAGGGACGUUGGCUUACAAACAGGAUAUCACAUAACUCAUCACAUUGGGCAUACAUUGGGCAUGUCUCACGAUAUCUACGAGGAAAAUGGUUGCCAUGGCGUGAUUCGCCAUGGUAGUAGAUACAUAGAAACUACGAUCAUGUACCCUGGGAGCCCGUACGUUACCAAAAGGUGGUCCAAGUGCUCGAGGAAGUCUCUGAAAUCGUACAUUGAAGAAGGUCGAGGAUUUUGCUUGGAGGACGAACCUCAGGAUCAUGAUUUCCCCGUCAUCGAACUACUUCCUGGAGUAAUGUACAACGGGGAUGACCAGUGUCGGCUACUGUAUCAUCAGGACGCGCGUCAAUGCGACUUAGGAAUCUGGUGUUACGAAAUGAAAUGCCUGAUGGUCGGCGAACGUCCAGGGGCCGUGGACGGCGGUUGGGGCGGCUGGUCGCCUUGGAGUCGAUGCUCCCGAAGUUGCGGUUCCGGCGUGGCUUUCUCGAUCAGACGAUGCAAUAGUCCGUCGCCGUCCAAUGGCGGAACUUACUGUUACGGGGACCGAAAACGCCAUAAAAUUUGCGCCUCUAUCCCCUGCGACACGGACGCGCCGUCGUUUCGCGACGUUCAGUGCUCGGAGUUUAAUAACUGGAUCUUCCCGGAAGACGGCAAAGUUCACCGAUGGACGACUUACAAUCUGCCAGAGAGUAACUACCGCGUCGCGAACGAUCCGCCAGCGUCUACCGAUAGUUCCCUAAUGGACUCGAUUGACCGCAAAACAGAUCUGAGGGCUUCCGAAAAUCCCUGCUCCCUUUAUUGCCUGAGCGAGACCAACUUGGUGGCGUCCCUGAGACCGAAAGUCAUCGAUGGCACCACCUGCUACAGAGGCAUACGGGAUAUUUGCAUAGGAGGGCUCUGCAAAGGAAUACCCUGUGAUCUGAAUAUGGAGUCGAACGCCGUCGAAGACGCGUGCGGCGUUUGCAAGGGCAACGGAACUUCCUGCAAACCGAUCCAAGGGACCAUAACGAUCGAGGCGGCGUCUCAACCGAAGAAAAUAAUAGACGUCCCGGCUGGAUCGACGAACGUUCGGAUCGAAGAACUCGAACCCACGAGAUCCAGGAUAAUGGUGCGAACCGCGGAUAGGAAACCGUUGAUCGAUGGAGAUCGUUUAGGAAUGUUCGAGGUGGCGGGCACGAAGGCGUGGCUAGGAACAAUAAGACCGAACCAGGAGGCUCUCAACAUACCAGGGCCCGUCAUGGCGGACUUGGCUGUAUUGAUUCUACCGAAAGAGAACGCGACGGUGAAGUAUUCGUUGGGUCUGAAAGAAAAGAGCCCUCGUAAGGCGGAAUUCGCGUGGGGAUUCGUCGACUGGGAAGAGUGCAGCGCGAAUUGCGGGCCCGGUGAACAGAUUUCCAAGCCCCGUUGCCUGGAAAAACUCGCCGGGUUGGUGGAUGACUCGUUUUGCAAGAACGUUGCGAAACCAGAGGCAAAAGUCAAACCAUGUCAUCGAGCGCCCUGCUUACCGAGAUGGAUGAUCGGUGACUGGCAAGGCUGUGCAUCUUGCGUUCCCGACUGCGAGAGGAGACGAGCCGUCAAAUGCGUGCGUCCCGUUGGCUACGCCGAGCAGGAUGUAGAUAUUAUCGCCGACAGCUAUUGUCACGGACCGAAACCGAAGGAUCGAGAGUCCUGUGGCGGUCGUCGGAGACGGGACGAUGUCCUGGCACGCCAAGGGAAGAACAAAAUUGAGCAAACUACAGAAAAUGCGUCCGGAAAACACCAACGCGAGACAACGAAAUCGCAAGACGCGAAGGAGAACGAAGCGAUAGUCGACAAGGAGAAUAUCGGUAACUUAACGCUGACAAUUUUCUUGGAACGCGACGAAGAGAAUGGCGCGAUUAACUUUCCGAAGGACUUUGAACCUCAACCUCCUGCGAACAGUACAGUGUUUACUUUGGUUGGAAUGGACGCGGUUAGGUAUAUAGAGAAAAUACAGGAGGACAGAGUCGGUUCCAAAUAA
This is a messenger RNA of Colletes gigas, 3069 nucleotides long. RefSeq names its product A disintegrin and metalloproteinase with thrombospondin motifs 12-like. Gene Ontology annotation, biological process: proteolysis; extracellular matrix organization. The coding region runs from base 1 to 3069 and encodes 1022 amino acids. Gene Ontology annotation, molecular function: metalloendopeptidase activity. The transcript is spliced from 16 exons. Lineage: Eukaryota; Metazoa; Arthropoda; Insecta; Hymenoptera; Colletidae. The record is from RefSeq and is a predicted model, not a curated record. Gene Ontology annotation, cellular component: extracellular matrix.